AUGUCUUCAUCUAUUGAUCCUACGCUCCAGAAUACGCUUAGGUUUUGACUCAGAAUUGAUUUUGGGGACAAGAAAUUGCAAACAAUUAAUGACGAGCUUGAUUCGGCUUAUGAACAAAUGAGGACUAGCGUUCGAAGGAAAGAAACUACUACAGCAAUGCUAUUAGGAUGCGGAAUCGGAGCCUUUUAUGGGAUGUAUUUAAAGCCUAUAUUAGGAAAAGGAAACUAUCUGAGAAAAACAAUUUGUGUCAUGUUUGCAAUAUCAUUUAUAGAUGCUGCUGAAGGAAUUGUCUUGAAAAAGUAUACGAACUAUGACUUAGAAAAUAAAAUGAUUGAAAGAUAUCAGUCUCAAAUUUUGCAAAAUCACCCAAAGAUCAAGGAAAAAUUGAAAGGGACAAAUCCUCAUGGAGGGAUCCCAUUUGGAAAUCCACAAGGUUCUCUGAUAAACAAUAGCCAGUAUCAAAAUAAUCAGAACUUCAACUGGCAGCCUUCUCAAAGCCAAAAUUUAUGAAGUCAGGACGCAAACAAUCGCCAGAUAGAAAACUGGAAUACACAGAAUAUUCAAGAAAACCAAAAUUAUCAAAAUCCUAGAGAUUUAGUGUGAAACCCUGAUCCUCAAGGUCAAUUCAAUGAUUAUUUAAAGCCUCAAGCGAACGACUGAAAUUCUCAAAAUAGCUGGGACAAGGAAAACCUGAGCAAGCAAGACCUUGGAUAUCCGAAUUUCUCGAAGUAUGACAGUUUGGGUAACAGAAAACCUGUAGAUUAUAAGAAUAGCUUGGGCAGUCCUGAAAAUACCGUCAAUCGGUAUUUUCCGGAACUUUUUUUUUCCUAUUAAAAGAACGUAAAAUUUCAAAAAAUCUUCGAUUUUCCAUGAAAAUACUUGGAACACAAAAUUUUCAAAAAAAAGUUCCUGAAAAAACCAUAUCAUAAAAUUUUUACUGAUUGAACUAUCUGAAAAUACCAUAAAGGUGAAAAAAAUUUCGAUAUCAUGACAGCAUAGUUUUAAACAGAGAAGCAAACAAAUAAAUCUGGAUUUGAUGAGUAAAUGGUCUCUUGUUUGCUGAAACACAAUAAUAAUCUCAACACAAAUAAAGGGAUUAUAUGCAUUCCAAUCAUUAUUGGUUAAAAAUCAAUAAAUUAUUUUUUUCCUCAAAAUCGCAUGAAAAUAUCGUCAUAAAAUUUUAAAUUGUGACAUAUGCGAUUUUAAUUGUAUGCUCAAAAUAAGUAUUAAUAAGAGCCAUAUGCUAUUCGAGCUAAGGAAACUAUUAAGGCAAGCAAGCAAAUUCAAAAGAUAUAACAAUAGAGUAUAUUUAUAUAUAUAUAAAAAUUAUUUCAAAACUACAGGAAAAAAACCGAAAAUGUCUUUUUUUUUUGAAAAAAUUGCAUGAAAAUACCAAUAGUAAAUUUUUAAACGGUCCAAAAUUUGCCUGAAAAAACCGCUAAUGGAAAAAAAAAAAAUUUCAAAAAGUCCAUGAAAAUACCAAAUAGGAAUUUAUAAUUAAAUUCAAUUAAAUUUAGGUUCGACAAAUUUAUUGAAAUCAUCUAAAGUCAAAUUAAAGAAACUAAAUCAAGUAGCAUUGAAAACAAUAGUUUAAAAUCGACUAUAUGAAUAAUAUUACAGAAGCGUGUAUCAAUUUUUUCGACAUAAUUUAAAUAGAAAAUUUUAUUUUUAGCUAUCUAGUGGAAUAGAAUUACGAAACAGUGAGAAGUAGUUUAAACUGCACUUGGUCAAAUCAAAAAAAAAUUGCUUUGAAGUCGCCUUUGUAAAUCACUCAUAGGUCAAUUAAUGCAAACCUAAGAAAAGCAUGAUAAAUGCAUUUAAUUCUGAAUUGCAAAUUCAAUAAUUUAAAAUAAAAUUUACUUUUUGAAUUGACAGCUUUUAUCCUCUAGAGAAGGCUAUAGACAAUAGUAGUGGAGUCGAUAAGUUUUUACCAUUAAGAUAAAAAUAGUUAAGUCGGUUUUAUCAAAAUGCCUAGAUAUCAAAACUCAUUUAAAUAAUUACUUACUCCCCCCCCCCCCCUCCGUGAGCGAAACAAAACCAUUAGAAAAAUCGCCAUUUUUUGACCAAAAACCCACCCUCCGUGAGUGAACAAAAAUUUUUUUAAUAGAAAAAAUUUUAAUGGAAAAAAAUUUUGAUAUAUAAGUGAUAAUUAGUAUAAUGAAAUCUAGAGCUAAUUCUGUUUAAUUUUAAACAAAUUGCGUUUUUUAAAGCAUAAAUUUUGCAAAUUAAAUUAAUAUUUGCUUCCCAAUUUUUGCAAAUUAGGAUUUUUUUUAAAUUUCGAAAAAAAAUAUUUUUUAUAAAAUUUUUAUAUAUAAAUUUUUUUUUUUAAAAAAAAAAAAUUAACCCCCUCCGUGAGCGAACAAAAUUUUUUUUGUUCGCUCACGGAGGGGGGGGGGGGAGUUAAUGUUUUUUAUAUUAACUAAUUUAAUGCUUUUUAUGGGGACUUAUAGAUUCUAUAUAAUAAUAAAUGGCUGAACGUUUUAUGCAUCCUUUAUGGAAUGCUAAUAGAAAUUUUGAGAUCGAAAGAAAAUGCAAUAGCUAAUUGCCAAGAAGUUGGAAUCCUUAAGCCAAAUAUAUGUGAUUAUGCAAUGGAAAUUGUUUAUGUAUCUUUGUGGUGAAAGUCCUUUUCUUCGUUGCACAAAUUGCAAUAUAAGCUUUUUAGUACGAAGAAGGCCUAUAUUUUACUAUUCAGGCUUAAAAUAAAGAAAAUCGUACAACUGAUAUUCCGUUGUUUCGUUAGAUAGCAGCCUCUUAUUAACAUAGUAUAAAGACGCAGAAAUUUUGAGAGUGUGUAAUAAAGUUUUCAAAAGCUUUAAUUAAAGAAAAAAUAACUGAAGAAUAUUCUACAGAUACGAAAUUUGACUUAGAGAAUGAACUGGAGAAGUUUAUCUAACAGUUGAAUAGAGACGAAAACCAUUUGACGACAAUGAAUGGUGAUCUAAAAUGGCUAUUUGGUCUAUAUAACAGAGGAACUUAAGAUUUCAGAUUAUAUUAUGUUGGAAGUGAUAUAAGCUGGAUAAAUUUGCAUUGAUUUAUUAUAAGUUCAAAAAUCCAACUGAAACAUUUAGUGAUGAAUGAGCAGCCUAUAAUAAACUCCCUACAAUUGAAUAUCUCCAUCCAAUUUUUAUCAUAUCAAAGCAUUGGCACAGGAAGGUUCAAAACCAAUAAUAUAGAAAACUUAUGAAGCAGAAUAAAGAGGCUAAGGGCUUAUAUAAACGGAUUCCACCCAAGAAAUGAAAAAGAGCUUGAAAAUUAUCCCUAUAUUUUUAAUGACUCUUAAAGCAUAGGCCUAUUACUGAAAGAAUUGAUCUUUUAAUCGAAAUCCUUAAUUUUAAUAACUUCUAAUCUCUUUAAUGAAUUAAAAGAUUUUAUUAUUAAGUUUAGAUAGCUCAAUAUUAGAAAUUGCUUUAGCAGACUUGUCUAUUUUUAUCUUAAUGGUAAAAACUAAUCGACUUCACUGCUAUUAUCUAUAGCCUACUCCAUGAGCUUCUCAAAAUAGAUUUUAAAGGUUUCAUUUAAAAGACUUGAGUUUUUUUCCUUGACUUCAAUGGAUUUAUUGUUUUUCUUCACUAUAAGAGGAUGAAAACUGCCAAGCCGAGAAAGUAACUUCUGAAAAUCAUAGCUGUACAAGACAAUAUCCGUUAUUCUGAAAUUCAGCAUGCUUCUAUCUACCCUUCCUAGCUCUGCUCUUAGCUGUUGUCUCUCAAGUUCAUAUAUCAGACAGUCUUCAAAUAACGUGACAUUCAUCUUCGGCAAUGCCCAAAUUUUCACACAGAAGGCCGCUCGAGGUUUCCUCAUGUGCGCGUUGGCAGCAUAUGAGUUUAAGCCAGCCCUUAACCUAUCUAUUGCCCGUAUUAUGUAGAAAUCUUUGGUAUUAGAUAAUAAAUAGAACGGCUUGGUCAACUUUGUUUUGGAUUCUUGCAGUUUAAACUACUUCUCACUGUUUCGUAAUUCUAUUCCACUAGAUAGCUAAAAAUAAAAUUUUCUAUUUAAAUUAUGUCGAAAAAAUUGAUACACGCUUCUGUAAUAUUAUUCAUAUAGUCGAUUUUUAAACUAUUGUUUUCAAUGCUACUUGAUUUAGUUUCUUUAAUUUGACUUUAGAUGAUUUCGAUAAAUUUGUCGAACCUAAAUUUAAUUGAAUUUAAUUAUAAAUUUCUAUUUUGGUAUUUUCAUGGACUUUUUGAAAUUUUUUUUUUUCCAUUAGCGGUUUUUUCAGGCAAAUUUUGGACCGUUUAAAAAAUUUACUAUUGGUAUUUUCAUGCAAUUUUUUCAAAAAAAAAAAGACAUUUUCGGUUUUUUUCCUGUAGUUUUGAAAUAAUUUUAUAUAUAUAUAAAUAUACUCUAUUGUUAUAUCUUUUGAAUUUGCUUGCUUGCCUUAAUAGUUUCCUUAGCUCGAAUAGCAUAUGGCUCUUAUUAAUACUUAUUUUGAGCAUACAAUUAAAAUCGCACAUUUCACAAUUUAAAAUUUUAUGACGAUAUUUUCAUGCGAUUUUGAGGAAAAAAUAAUUUAUUGAUUUUUAACCAAUAAUGAUUGGAAUGCAUAUAAUCCCUUUAUUUGUGUUGAGAUUAUUAUUGUGUUUCAGCAAACAAGAGACCAUUUACUCAUCAAAUCCAGAUUUAUUUGUUUGCUUCUCUGUUUAAAACUAUGCUGUCAUGAUAUCGAAAUUUUUUCACCUUUAUGGUAUUUUCAGAUAGUUCAAUCAGUAAAAUUUUAUGAUAUGGUUUUUUCAGGAACUUUUUUUUUGAAAUUUUUUGUUCCAAGUAUUUUCAUGGAAAAUCGAAGAUUUUUUGAAAUUUUACGUUCUUUUAAUAGGAAAAAAAAGUUCCGGAAAAAUACCGAUUGACGGUAUUUUCAGGACUGCCCGAAUAGCUUGAAUAAUCAGAAUAAUCAUUACCCAGGAGCAACUGGCACAGAUGAAAUUAGCGUUCCUUAUUAUCCUGGAGUGCCUCCAGCAAGAAUGCCAAACCAAAGACACUAA
Molecule: messenger RNA, 4979 nt
Organism: Blepharisma stoltei
Lineage: Eukaryota; Ciliophora; Heterotrichea; Heterotrichida; Blepharismidae
Source: the annotation of a GenBank genome assembly